AUGUGGCUACAAGAGGCUCUCUGCAGUAAUCCGAUCUGGAGAAGCCCUGAAAACUGGUGCCGGUCCCAACCGAACCAGUCCUCAGAUAUAUUCUCUUUCGGAAUCGUGAUGAUCUAUAUCAUGCACAAUAUAAUGGCCUUCCACAUCAGCCAGGAGCAUCUGUCAGCGAAAGACAUGUGGCGCCCAAUCCUCCGCCGAGAUAUCUCCUAUUUUGCAGAUGAAGACAGUCUGAAUCGGCUUCUUACGCAUAUGGGAAAAGAAAACGAGUUUUUCUUCCGCCUGAUUGAACUCGCCGGCAGCUUUACGCCGGGAGAUCUCAGGCAACCUUUCGCGUCUUGGGAUUUUGUGCAGCCAGAGCUAAGGGAUCUACCCGAAAUUUGA
Molecule: messenger RNA, 381 nt
Organism: Penicillium alfredii
Lineage: Eukaryota; Fungi; Ascomycota; Eurotiomycetes; Eurotiales; Aspergillaceae
Exons: 3
Coding region: 1-381 (126 amino acids)
Source: RefSeq, a predicted model, not a curated record